This is a messenger RNA of Bemisia tabaci, 14431 nucleotides long. RefSeq lists its product as uncharacterized. The record is from RefSeq and is a predicted model, not a curated record. Gene Ontology annotation, cellular component: nucleus. Gene Ontology annotation, biological process: regulation of gene expression. Lineage: Eukaryota; Metazoa; Arthropoda; Insecta; Hemiptera; Aleyrodidae.
UCUCCGCUUUUGUUCGCGUCGGACUCGGAUGUGAAAACGGAUUCGUCGUCGACAACCUCCGCCACCCCCGUGCACGUGCAACACCCUCGCCUUCAGGCUUUCAUCCCUUGCCUGCCUCCGGCUCCGCGGACUGGUCUCACUAGUUUUUUUAUGUGGAUUACUUUACCGCCUAACGAUGCUUCUUCAUUAAAUAUGGAAGAGGAGUGAGGCAUUUCUUGCAUGGAGUUGGCCUCGUUGUUCCGGUUACCAUGCUGGAACUAAAAUGAGGACAGUCUAUUUUUGUAUUGACGAUUGGAACCAGUAGGUAAUAAUGGAUUCCAUUAGUACCACUGCAGCUGCUGCAGAUCAGCUCCUGGUUUCAAACAACAUAAUUAAACUUGAAAUUACGGAUAAGAGUAAACAAGUUAGCAACACUGACAAUGCAGUCCCACCUUUUAUCAGGACGCCUGAAACGGACGCGUAUGCAAAUGCAUCUCACACGCACCCCAGUGGGUACGCAGAUCUGGGCGGAGUCAGUAGCAAUAUUAUCCCUGACAAUCCCAUAGCUAAUAUUGAUAUUGAUAGACUGAACUAUUUGGAAACAGCAGAUGAGAGUCUAGAAGAUAGCAAGCCCUGUUUGACUGAUGGAACCUUCAUCAAUGAUCUUGUUCCUAGUAGACAAGAAUUGAGCUCAAGAAAAUCAAGGGAUGGUUCUCGCAGUAGCGAGCAACUACCCUCUGAAGCUCCUUCAGUAGCAAACAGUUAUUUACACAAUUUUAACUCUUGCUCUCUGAAGGACCUACCAAGCGGUAGCACAGAAGCGGACUUCGGUAUCGUAAAAGAGGAGUUACACAUCGAAGAUAUCGAAGAGGGCGCUGAAUAUUCCUGUCUCUCGUCGCAAAGUAGUGUUACAGAAAAUCUUUUUGCUAACUCGCUGCCAGAAUCUAUCGAACCGUUCAUUAAAGGAAAUGAAGCAGAAUCUCUAUUGAAGACUGAUGUUAGAAUGAAUGAAAAUGCUUCUCAAGAAAACGUUUCUGAAAUGUUAGAUUUAUUUAACAAGCCUGUUAAACCAAUUCGGAGGCAACGAGUGAAGAAAACACCGAAAAUCGGAGCCAGAUUGAGCAGCGUCAUCAACAAACUCGCCCAAAGCAAAGAGACCUUAAUUAUAUCUACAAGUAAUCCCAGUUGUUCAGCUACUGCUACCUCAGAAAGUAGUUUUCCAUCGGACGCUGUAAAUGAAGCAUGUAGUGGCUCACAUGCAGCAGCAACUCAGUUGGACAUUCAAAGAUCGGAAAUUUCUCCCGCAAACACUGCCUCCGCCUCGACUACAGUUCAAAGUUUAAGUGAUGCUCAAGUUUUGUCAAAUUCUACAAAUCAGUGCCUAGAUAGUAGCAUUAGUAAAAAUUGUGAUGAAUUUUCUGCGCCCUCAAAUUCGAUUUCUGAAUCGUCAGAAUCACUGGACAAAACUAAGUCUAGUUUAGUUGUAGAUCGGCUCAAGCGCUUAGGUACAAGUAUUGAAGUUGAGAAACCUACCACAGAUGCCUUGGAAUCAACUCUUGAGAAACGAUCAGGGGUUGCCAGCUUGAACAAAUCUGAACCAAGCAUUACAAUUGAACCUCAGCCAUUUGUUACAACUAGAAGUCUAAGUCAGUCCCUCCCCACUUUGCGAGUCCCCUUGACCAAGUCAAGAACUGUAAAGAAAACAUCAGGGAAACCGCAAGACGCGGAAGCCCCCACUGUAAAAUGUAAGAGCACUGAGACGGGGGUUAGUUCAGAGGGAACCAAAUCAGCAACUGAAUCCAAGCGAAGUAGCGCUGAGUCCACACAACCUGUGCUAGAACCAAAUGAUGAUAUCAGUUUACUUCAGUAUAAAAAUUGUCUGAACAUGCUUGAAACAUUGGUAAAAGCAGAUGAUUUAGUCACAGAUAUUACCAAGAAUUGUAUAAAAAACAAAACAAAUAGGAAAAUUAAUAAAAAUGUGCUUAAAUAUGACAGUACAUUAAGUAAGCAAAAUUGGAAAAGUAAUUUAGUCACUAAUGAAAGUAGUCCAUCGAAAACAACUCUCAUACUAAACAAAAAGAAUCCUUUAAAAACAAAAAUCAAAAUAGUCAGCAAUCCUGUCAUUAACACAACUCAGGAAACCGAUUCCGUAGUUGAGGGAGCCAAAAACCCUGCCACUAGUCAGAAGAUUGAUGGUGAAAGAGUAAAAAUCAUAAUGGACAAACAUAAUUUCACUCUUGGUGAGAAUUCUGUCUUAGAAAUGCCUAAUGGAUCAAAAAUGUAUACCUGUGAUGUUUGCAAUGGGGUCUACCAGAAAGGUUUUAGCCUAAAACGGCACUACUUGCGGUCACAUAUUAACAACUACUUUUUCUGCGUCAAAGAAACGGAAACCAGCGGAUCGUUAACUUUUCAGCUCUCAGGAGGUGCCGAUGAUAAUGGUGGAGUCGAUCCAUCAAAAGCUCUUCUCUUUCGAUGCCACUUUUGUGGUUCUUGCUUCUCUCUCAAAUCUGAAUUGAAAGGUCAUCUCACUGCCCAUCCACCUGUCAAUUCGAUUAGCACCAAUGAUGUGAAAGUUUACAAGUGCAUUAAUUGUUCAAUAGUCUUCAAUAAGAAAAAGGAAUUCAGCAAGCAUCGUAAAACAUGUGUCAUUGAAGUUCCUGUGGCUCCACCUCCCGUGUAUGCUCCGAAGCAACGACUGAAUCAGAAAUUGCUUUGUUUGUUUUGCCCUAAAGUAUUUCCGUCAGCUGUCGAUCGUCGAAAACAUGGUUUAAAAAUGCACCAUCCAAAGAAGAAGGUCCAUGGAUGUUUCAAGUGUAUAGAACAAUUUUUAUCCCAAGCAAAUGUUUAUCAACAUCUACGAGAAGUUCAUAAAAGUGAUUAUUUCAGUUGCUCAACCUGCAAGGAACGUUUUGCCAAUGACUUGGAACUGAAAACUCAUUGUCAAAGAAAACAUAAUGGCAAUAUGGAUGUGCUUAAUAGUGUAAGUGACAAAAAUGGUGUUAUAGAUUGGUUCGAGGAACCAGAAGAAAAACUCCCAGAACUUAUUUGUAAUGUCUGCUCUAAAUCAUUCUCAAGUCAGUCCAACUUAAAUAAGCAUACCAAAACCUUCCAUCUUCUUGAAAAGAACGAUAAAAAUGCUACCUCUCCAAAGCAUGUCACAAUUUUGUCCAAAGCAGGUAAUCCCGGCAAAGAAUCCAAAACCUCGAAAACUAAAAUUGACCCCAAAAAAUUGAACUCAAAAUCGAAAAGUGACCCAAAAAGUAAAGAUCAAGAUAUGUCUUUUUAUUCUGAGUUAUCAGAUAACAUUCAGUUCAAUCUAAUGCAUCACAUAGAUGGCAAGCUGCAAAAUGAAAAGAAAAAUGCACCUCCAUCUUCUGUUGAGAUCACCUCAACUGUGAGUCCACCGCCACCUCCUGCAAAAGGUGACUCUCCCAGUAAAACUCAGAGUCUUGCCCAGCUGGAUCUUGUGGGGAAAAGCUCUCUCAAUAAGGGAGCAUCCACAAGCUCAGUGCAAGACGAAAAACCUAAUGACUGGUAUGGCAAUACACUGAACUACACAGAAGAUAUGUCUCACCUCGAUAUUGCCACACAGCUAACUAUGAAGAGAAAUUUACAUAUCCUCAAUUCUUCACGCGCCAAAUCAGAGGACACAAGCCAAGUCUGUGGCAACAUCAGACUCAAGAGAGUGAAGGAUCUCUCUAAAGACCUAUCUCUGGAACGACCCGAGACUCUUUGUGCCGAAUCUUUUGGAGACAGAACCUUUGGAAUGUUAGAAUCAAAUGCUGGACUUUCUGGAUUUUGGACAAGACCUCACAAUUAUGUUUGUACAACGUGCGGAAGCCAGUCGCUCAACUUUUGGGAUAUGGAAGACCACAAGUGGAAUUCUCAUCCAAAUGUGAAAUGUUCCCACUAUGAGUUCACCGAAAAUCAUUUACCAGGAUGGGAAUUCUUUACCUCACGAACAUUCACCUCAGAAGACAUAGACGCAAUUGAGCCUAAUGUCGAUCUGGAAGUGCCUUCAGCAACAAAUCGAUCUCGAUGUUCCAAAUGCAAAAAAACUUGCAGCUCAACUUUGGAGCUUCACCGGCAUAUGCUUGAGUGCGGUCUGGAUACGACGUGGAUGUUAACACUCAUGCCGAGCCCCACCAAGAAACAAAAGGAAAAAAAGAAAUGGAGACCAUUUGGCAGUCGGCGAAGAAGAAUGAGCAGAGUUCGUGGCUUUAAACGGAACAUACCUAACUCUCCAAUGAAAAUCAUUUUACCACCCAAAGUGCCACUCGGAAAAUCCAAAUCUGGUGACACUGAAACCAUUCAAAAGAUGAUAGCUAACUUGCCAGCAAAGAGGGCCACCAGGCGCGUUGUUAUUUUCGAUAACCCAAGUCGAGCGGGCCAAGCAACUAUCAAUUGUAAUUACUCCUUAAGGAAUAAGUCGAAGGUACCAAUCACCAGCUUGAAUUGGAAUAAUAACUCUUACGAAGAUGGACUGAUUGAAAAUCUUCUUAAAAAUGAUCAGCAAAGUGUACCAUCAGAAUCUCCCUUGUUGAGCGCCUCCGCCGACUCUAUCAAUCUAAAUAUGGCAGGCAAAGACUGCAAGGAGGCAAUUUCCUCUCCAGCUGAUCUCCUCUCCAACUCAUCCUCAAGAACAAGAAUAGUUCCAAUAUGGCCCCCUGCUGAACAAUCAGACGUCCUCACGAGUCUUCGAAUGAUGCCCAUACCGCAAAUACCAAUGGUUGUAGAGGCAGCGCACCCUGUAACCCUUCAGAAACCUUCUGAACCGGAUAUGAAGCCUGUGCUUGAAACUGUGAAGCCCGUAAAACAAUUGAAGCCAGCCAAAACCACUAAACAUCUUAGAUCUCUGGUUAGGCAGCUGAGUGCAUCAUCUUUGGAGUCGUCCUCAGAAUCAAAUAAAAAACCUUCAAUUCAUUCGGAGAAGACCUCAAAUGGCAGCAGCAGAUCCACCUCCCCGGGUGUCAAUGAACCCACUGCCAAAGUAAGCGGACUUAUUCUUGAGAAAGCAUCAAAUAAGACAUCCAGUAUGCCAAGUUCUCCGUCUAAAGUCACUUUGGCUCUGUCAAAAUUUUCUGUCAAAAAACCAAGUGAUCUGGCAACAGAGAAAUCAACGAUCCUCGAUGCCAUGCGCAUUGCAAUGGCAACCGUAAAUCCUGAAUUUACAGGAAAGUCCCUCCUUCUCAAGUCAGGGAAAGGUAACGUGCUAAAGAAAUCACUAAGUGAAUCUCUCCUAUCAAGCAGCAACAUUUUGAGAACUGAAACUGUCUGUGAUAAUAACCCCCUCUCUUGUGUUGACUGCAGCAAAGUUUUUAAGAACAGGGCCUUGCUUAGAAGGCAUAUGAGUAGGUGUCCUGUCUCGAAACGUAUCAGAAGCUUAAAUAGCACUCCAAAUCUGACUCCUGGUGUUAGUCCAACACCUGGAGAGAUAGAAUCUCUUAUCUCUAGUCCUGUGAUCACUCCGCCCAAAGGGCAGUUACCAGCCUCAACUGAAAUAUCACAGAUUCCAUCAAAGCGUGAUACCAGAACACAUCCUCUGGAAAGCACAAUUAAAUCACCCAGCCUCAGGUCCAGGAAACCCGCUAAAGAUAAUACUUUGCCUCUUAACUCCGAAGGUAGAGAAAAAAUAUCAAAGGUCCUCAGGAGUAGAACUCGGAAGACAAUAUCAGAUCUGCCUCCUCCAGAGGCAAGUGAAGAGUUGAUUCUGGAUGAAGUUACUGGUGAACUGGUCCCGGUUGAUCGGCCACCCAAAUUAAAGGUGAAAGUAUCCAUAAUGACCAGGAGUGAAAGAUCGAACUAUGUAAGCCCUAAAGUGAAGAGCUCCAGUGCCACUGAAACGGAACCACAAGUUUUAACCCCCAAGGCUAGUAGAGAAGAUAUUACAAAUGUUGUUAACAAUGAUGGCUCCAAAAUGUUGGAUGCUGCCAUGAAUGCCAACAUUAUCUCUGCAACCUACACAAAUGGAAUGUUUUCUGACAGUGAUACAGACAGUACGCCCCUAGUGCAGCUCAAAGAAAUUCUAAGCGCCGCCAAUAAAACUGGAGAAAAACCCCAGAAAAAAGUUCUCGUUAAAAAGAAAAAAGUGUUCCGAAAGAGGAGAACAAAAGCUGCUAAAAAGAAGAGGCUCCCAAGCAGAGGAGCCUCUGAGCAAAUCAAAUAUCCAGGUAAAAUAGUAGUUCUUUCCUCAUCAGAUAGUAAAGAGUCAAUUCAGCCUUUAGGAAGUUUGAUCACUGAUAAAAACGAGAUAGUUACUUCCAGUGAAAAUGUCCCAAUAAGAUCGAAGAAAUCGAACUCCUUGAAGAUGCAGCAGCGUGCAGCUCCAAAUUCUAAGAAAAGAAUCCUACGGAAAAGAAAAUGUAAUAGCGAACUUGAGAAUGCUAGUGAGUCAGUAAAAAUUGUUGACGAAGUUCCAGCAAGUACCGAAGCCUUGUCUCGACAAGAAGAUGAAAUAAAAGAGGAACCUAACCUUGAUGAAAGUUUCAAAUUGUAUAUAAGUGAGGAAGAUGUUGAAGCUAAAGAAGAAUUAGAACUCUCCACUGCUGGUCCAUCAGUUGAUGAUAAAAAAGAAUCACUGGAUGUAAUAGACUCAGUAAGUAAUCAUGAUGAAAUGCUUGAUGCUGAUGUUUCGAAGCUAGAUACCCUCAGUGAUGCCAAGUCCACUUCAAGCAUUGAUGAAGGUCCUUCAAAACCAAAACGCAAGAGGCGCUCAGCAUACAAUUUGCUGUUCACAAGCUUGAAACAGGAAGACAUGAAUGAGCUUUUAACAACUAUCCAAGCUGAUCGUCAGAAUUUAAAGCGAAAAUGCACCAUGGUCGAUUCGCUGCCAGCCAUUGAUAAGAAAGUGAAAAGGUCUGGAAGUAAAUCGGACGAUGAAAGUGUGGACAAACUGUGUCAUGAAGAAGCUGUUUCACAGUCUAAUAAUUCAGACUUGGCAACUGCAAAUUCUGAGGAUAUCACUGAUACCGCCAACACCAAAGUAGAAUCUAAUUCUGAUAGGAAGGAUAAGCCUUCUUUGAUGAUGAAAAAAUCAAAACUGCGGAAAGGUGGAGGUAAGUUAACAACAGAUAACACUCUGUCCUCUAGCGUUGACGCUUCUGCCAAGGUUGAUGAUCCUGUCGUAUUGGAAACUCCUUCUGGGACCAUUGACUCAGAGGGAGUGCAACUUGGACUCAGCUCGGGAGAAAAAUCUGCAACGCUGAAGGGGAGAAGUUUAAAGAAGAAUCCACGAAGCAGAGCAACCAGAGUCCCAGAAACGGUGAAAUCUCAACGGCAAACUCUUUUAGACGAGUUUGUAGAGGCAGAUACUCCCAGUUCCAGUGAGAUAUCUGCAGGCUCAGCCUCAGGAUCAAUCAACACUUCCAGUAUUAAAACAAGACCAAAACCCAGUUCCAAUGUUACCAAAUCUUUUGUUCCACCCUCCGAUGUCCAGAUAUCCUCAACUCGCAAGAACAAAAAUCAGAAAAUAGACCUGAACAACCCCAAAACAAACUUAGGUUCAUCUGAAGAGAAGAACCUGGAAGAAAGAGUUUUAUCCAGAAGCGCAUCAAAGCUGAGAAGUGCUGUUGAGGCAAAAAAUUUAAAAAUGGAUGAAGUCGCGGUAGAUAUUCCUGAAGUUGAAGCAGUUGGAUCGUUAGUUAGUUCCAGGACAAGGGCCAGAAAAUUGAAUCCCAAAAUGGCAAGCAUUGUACCUGCAACUGAAUCGUUUGAAAACGAACUUGAUCCAGCUACAGAAGAGGUAGCACCUAGAAACACCUCUGCUGACUCAUCAGUUAAUGAAGAUAGUGUUGUUAGAUCCAAGACAGGUCUCUCAAAAUCAAAAAACGUUCCUAUCAACGCUAAAACUGUAAAUGUUGAGCCAGGCAAAAAAGAAGAGCCUAAGACUUCAGUCAAUACCAAGAAGAGGAAACAACUCAAAAGAGGCAUUGGUAAAGAUUUGUUGUCAGAGGCAACAUCAGACGAUGAUAAUAUACCUUUGUCCAGCCUAAGUGCGGAGAAAAUAGCCUCCAGCCUUUCCACUAAGGUGGAGGACGCUGAGCUUUCUGACAUCGAUCAAGUUUUGAUGAAACGGUGUCAGGAACCAUCUGCAAGUUCUCUAGAUCUGGUAAACACUGAUAAUUUAGCUGACUUUGACAAGAGUGAGGAAAAUCCAGGCGGAAAUUCUCAAUCUUUGCUCAAAGUUAAAAGUAAGUCCAAGAAUCUGAAAAGAAAAAGACGAAAAGAGUUUGGUCAUGUGAACUCACUUAACAAUGUAGACUCUCCAAUGACUUCAGAUAGUGAAGGAUCAAUUUUACGUGUACACAAGAAACAGCCUAAGGGGAAAAAAUCUGCUUUGGCCAAUGAAGUUAGCUGUGCGUUGGCAGAGAAUGAUCUCCUCAUUAACAGUGCAAACCUUCGGAAAAAACUCGCCAAACUGAAAACAACCAAGGAUCUGAAAAAAGUCCUAAGUUUGAUACAGAAAGGAGGGACUGCAGAAACUGAUAAUGAAGCGUGUGAUGAGACGCUGAUGGAAAAUUCCCAGAGUAAUGAUCCUCUUUUUGGCAGUGUCAUCCAAAGAAAAAAGAAAUUGAAGAAAAAGAAACUAAAAAAGAGGAAAAAGAAAAAUUUUAAGGACAAAGAUCUAGUCAAUGUAUUGGUCCAAACAGUCGCCAAAACAGCAAACAAACUUCUCACCAAAAAGUCAGCUGAGCAGCUCCGCAAAAAACAACUCAAACUACAAAGGAAAAAAGCUUUGGAAAAAUUGUCACACGCCAAUAAUGCCUGGCAAAUUUCCAUUGUCAACCCUGAAACAAAAGAAACUUCAACUACAGAAAUUCCUGAUUCAUCAAACGAUUUAGAAGUGAAGAAAGGAGAAGAGCUCAAGGCAUUAGAGGAACCCGGCGACAUUGAUUCCGACAAUAGCAGUGUUAACCUAAGUAAAUCGAAAGGCCACUUAUACUGUUCCGUCUGUGAUAAAAGUUUUCUUAGUGCAAUGAACUAUAACAAGCAUUUUACUACAUGGAGGCAUAUGUUUCAUGAGAAACUUGACUCUCAACAGCAGGAUAGCGAUUCGCCAAAAAUCAGUGUCAAUAGCUCCUCAGUGGAAACUAAUAGUGUGUCGAGUAACACCAGUAUAUCAACUUCCAGUAACACUAGUAUAUCAACUUGUGUGAGCAACAUAAGUUUGAGCUCUUUGAAAAGCAAACUGAAUGCUGCAACUAAAUGCGAUGAAACACUAUCUGUGACAACAGAGACUUCAUCAUCAGUGUCCACCCCUCCUACAGUCCCUCAAGACCCUGCGAGCACUGCAAUAAAAACGGUAGCUCUACUGUCAGAAGUGGAGUCUAGUAAAGAGCCACAGUGGACCCAGCCUAGUUGGCAAAUGAAUCCAGCGCCAGAUGUGUCAGUCAAUAACUGGUAUGAAUCUGCAUGGCCAAAAACUACCUCGUAUGAGUCUAUCAGUCUUGGAUCAAUAUUGGAUUCAGUAAACCAGAUACUUUCCGACCCCUCAAGUGCGGACCCUCACUCGUAUCCUAUAAAUCAGUACAGCCUCGCAGACCUACAGCACGCAAUAUGUGCCAGCGAUGAAGAGAUGGCAAUACUGCAGCACUGGGGUGAAAAUUGUCAGACACUGAGUGAGCCGGAGUAUGUAUAUGAUAAUUCUGCAGUGCAGCAACCCAGCCAUCCCCCUGCAUUCAACGAAUGGUCUUGUGAAUCAGCGGAUCUUAUUGAUUUGGAUAAUCAAAAUUCCUGGUCCAAAAAACCAACUGCUACCGUUGCAAACUCGAGUGACAACCAGAAAUCUAGUCACUCAGGGAAAGUCACCCUCAAACCAAAACCGAACAAGCUAGAAUUAAAAUAUUAUGAAGACUUUGAAAUGACCUGUCCAACUCCCUCCUGCUCUAAGAGAUUUCAUGGAAUCUCUGCCCUCCGCAAGCAUAUCAGUUGGGCCCACAGUAAUAACAAGAAAGCCAUUGCAUACUGCAACCCCAAAACUGAUCUGCUAACAACGUGCAUGACCAGUCAGACUGUGGCCAAGAAUCUUGUGUGUUUUGUCUGCAAGGAGAUAUGUAGCUCUAAAACGAUGUUAGAUUCUCAUGUCAGCACAUCUCACGUACGAAAGAAACCUACAGAACUUGUUCCUGGAUCAUCUAAAACUCCUUUGAGUGAGGGAGCAGAGAAGCUGAAAAGUAAGAUGUCCAGUGCCUUUGGCGGUUUAUUAGACCGAGCCUUAAACAAUUUGAAACUAAAUCCACAGAAAGUGCAAUCAGAAUCAGGAGAGUCCUCGAAACCUCCAGUUCUCCCUGCAAUUUCUAAUGAAACCCUCAAGUUGCUUGGUCAAUUGAAAGAGAAGCGACGAUUGGAAACUGCAGAAAGCAAGACCCUCACGUCCAAUCUUGCCCACGAGCUGCGUAAUAUGCUGAGUCGUAAAAGAGAUGACUCGCCCACCACCUCUGAGAUAGCCUUUUCCCGAAGGAGCAGCAUCGACUCAGAUGCUGAAGUAUCAUCAACAACAGUAAAAACUGAUUAUAGGCGACCAUUUGGAUGCCCUCUUUGUUCUAUGACCUUUGCCUCCUCUGUGGAGCGAAAUCGGCAUCUAACUGUCAAUCAUGGACCAAGACACAGGACAGUUGCACCCGAACCAACACCUGCAAAAGCUUUGGAAGCGCCACCCGAGCCUGAUGUGUGCCCUGCUCCAGAAAGGAAAUCUAUACCUAAAGAAUGUACAAAUUCAAAAAUAAAUCGCAGUAAACAACUGGCUCUAGAUUGGAAGGUGGAGAUGGAAACAAAUGCUUAUGAAAUGCAAUGUGACAACUGUAACACGACCAUUAAUUGUCCCACUAUUGAUAACCCAUCCUUAGAAAGCCCAAAACCCAAGAAACCAACAAAGCGCAUUACUGGGAAGAAGAAUAUUUCUGAAAAAGAAUCUGCCGCAUCUACAUCAAGUGUUUUGGACUGCUCAAAUAUGCACACCGGUGAAGUAUUAGGCUCGAAUGGUUCCACGUCAAAAUCAAGAGGCUCCAAAGUUUUACCCAAGAAAUUGUCAAAACCGAAAACCGAAGCCCUCGAAGAUGAAUUAGAGAUUAAAAAAGCCAAAGAAGAAGAAAAAAUUAAACGCCAGAACGAUGCAUUUGAUCUACUACUCGGCAAGAAACCAAGCAAAGGAAGCUCCGCAAGGAAACCCAAACCCAAAACAAAGGGAAAAUAUAUUCCAAAACCUGAUCCUUGUCCCGCUACCCGCAAAAAAGCAAUCUCUCAGUUGCAAGCACUAGGCGAAAACACUGAAUCAUUGGAAUCUCUGCAAGUAGAAGAGUUAAAAAUGCCAGCUUUGAAACCUGUUAAAGCCCCUACCAGAGUCCCAAGUCGAGUCUCACCAGACAUUCCAGCCCCAAUCUUGAAACCAAUCACAGCAGAAGUGCCAAAAUUGAUCGAGCGCAAAACGAAGCCACCUGCUCUAUCUCUUGCGGUGUCUCCAAAAACAUUGAAGGCAUUAAAAUCGAUCGACACGUCAUCAUGUGACUCAGACAGUUGUAAGUUAGAUAGCCCAUCAUUUGAUCUGCCUGAAAUAGAGCCAUAUUCUUCUGGUAUGAUUGAGUCGCCUAAGACAAAUGAAGAAGAGGGGGUCAGCCUUCGCAAACCAAACACUUUGGUGAAGAAAACUGUAGCCCCUCAGAGUAAGUGUGACAAUGUGUCAGAAUUGGAACAGUUAUUUUCAGAUGACGAUUCAGAUCAAGAAACAACAAAUGCAAAACCAUCGAAAGAAACUGAGAAAGACGUUAGUCCUGAAACAUUGAAGUCAUUGAAUGCAUUCCGAGAGACAUUGAAAGUUAUGAAAACCCAAGGAACUUCUGAGCCCAAAAACUGUGAAAAAACGCCAAGUACUGCAGAUGUUUACGAUUUCGAAGAUUAAAUUUAUUCCCAACUAUUUUUACUUACGAAAAGAAAAUAGAAAUCUUUUAUAAUCAGGUCAGCAUUAAGACUUCCAUUAAAUAUCUGAUGUCCUGACAUAGCAUUUCAAAACACUUAAAUGUUAUGCUAGAAUUGAAGUGUUUUGUGUAUGUUUCUUUGACAUCAUCUAUGAAAGGCAGCUGAGAAAUUUAUGAGGUCCAAGAAAACUUAUGCAUGCAACCACAAGUGGAAGUAAUUGAUGACGUUAAAGCCCUGAAACACUUGAAUCAGAUUCUUUACUGUCUCAAAAGAUGGUGAGUGCAUGGGCUUAAGUAAAAUUAUAUGUAGGCAUAGUAAAAUUUUCUUAAGCUGACAUCUAGAAAUUAUGAGAAAUUCAGUCAGAAAUUAGAAGUUAGCCGAUGGAUCUUUCAUUUUGGCGUGAGCGUCCUCUGGCAAGCUUUUGUGCACUCCUCCUGCUUUUCACUCGUGCUCAAGGAAAUUUUUUAGAUCAUUCGUCAACAAGCAGAAGGAGUGUCGAAGAGCUAGCUGUUAAACGCACUCCUCAGAGCUGGUCGUAAAACCUUUCUCAGUCUAUUUUCUCAAAACUAAUUUUUAGCUGAAGAAAGCUAAAGCACUGUAGUGCAUCUCCUUCCAACUGAAAAAUUAAAUUAUUUCACGUUUCUGCUGUCUUAUGUAUGUCACUUAAAGGAAUAGCCCAUAAAAUUUAGGAAUGCAAGAAAUCUUGGGCUUUCCAAUUUUUUUCCAAACUUUCUUUCUCUUUUCAUUGAGCACUUGGUUAACACCAUAAUUCUACUCUAAGUGGAGAUUCUUGCUAAUAGGAUCAAAAAAUUUCAGUUAAGGCUUCGUAAUAGUUUUUUAUUGUAAAACAUGCCUCAAGUCAGUAUUUUUAAAUUAAUUUAAUUAUAUACAAGACCAGAAUCAUGAAAGAAUUUGUUUGUCGGGAGAGUUAGUCAUUUUGGUGCGCUUAGUGGUCUUUUACUGUACUUGCAUCAUAAUUUUCUGUCAUCUGUAACUUGCAAAUCUCAGGAUUUUCAGAGAUCCAUGAAAUAAUAAGAAAUAAUCAAUUUUUUUUAUAUUCAUAUUAUUAUAGUUACUUAAUUAGAGGGUUUCUACUGUAAGUUCUCUGAAGGACCCAAUGAUUUCUUACAAUAAACUCAAUACCCUUAAGAAUACUUAUCACAACAUACGCCCAUAUCCAUCGCGUCUAUUGAGAUAAAGGAAUCUCUGUGUUUUUUCACAGGUUAAUAUUUUUCUACGAAUCCCAAAGGAUUGCUUACCUGUAUUUCCACGUCAUUUGUUGUAUUUUUAAGAAGUGAUGAUUCUAUCAUUUUGACUUUGAUUUGACCAAUUCUUAGCCACUGAGGCUGAUUUUUUUAUGCGCUAUAGACUUAUGGUGUCUGAAAAUUAUUGGAAACCCCGAUUAAAAUUACUGUUUGGUGCUGCUCCAUGAAAACUCAGAUCCAAAUUAGGAAAACAUUUUGAGGUUUUCAUAGACCACUUAGUUCUCUAGUCGAGAAUUCUUCCACAAAAUGUAUGACGCUGUGGAUUAAAAGAGAUACGCAGCCCACUGCGAUGAAGUGUAAGCAAAUUGUAAAUUGUGUUACUUUGUGCAUUUCCCCCUUUGAACCCUAGUACCAUGUAAAUAGAUUUAAGUGAUACUUCUUUCUUCCUUUCCUUUUCUAUAAAAUACUGAAUUUAGUAUUAUUGUAGUUCAAUUUAUCUGUUAUUGAAUGACUGAUUCUACUUUAAUCAAUAAUCAAUACUAUUUUUACACUUAUAAUUUGUUGCCGAAAGCUACAUGUUGUGUUCAUCAAUUCUUUUUUAUUUACCAGAGUAGUAUGAUGAGUUACUUAAAUAAUGUAAUUUUAGUUAUUUUGAAUCUUUUUUUAACUGGAUUUUUUUAGUCUGCAUCAAUGGCUGUAUAUAUAUGUUAAAGUAGGAUGGUUGCACAGACUAUGAGGACAAAAUUUUGGGAAUAAUCAUUUUCUCAGCUAAGUUAGUGUUCAGCAAACUGGCACCAAAAUCCGCAAUCUUUGUAUGAAGAACCAAACCUUUUUUCCUAGAGAAGCUUGUAACUUUUUUGCCUUUGGGUACAUAUUUCAAUUUGAUAGAAGUUAAAAGACUUUAUGGUGAGCUCUCACGAGGCCUAUUAACUCUCAUUGGGCAAGUUUAGUUUUUAAUAAAAAUGUGCCCAUUUGUCGACAAAACGCCAAAAGUGGCAGAAUGAGUGAUGCAUUACCUCAGCUUUUGAAUGUGUACUGCAAUGUACACAAUAAACUUGCACACUUCAUUUCCAUGUGUGGUUGUGUCUUAAGGUCAGUUUUUUGUGUGUGUGUGUACAAAAGAAAGUGAAAAAGUACUAGAGUAAAUGCAAAAUUAUUUUUAACAUUGAUCUUACAUGUGUAAUCGAAUAUUAGGUGAAGAAUCAAGAUUGUUUAUUUUACCUUAUCAUCCCAGAAUUCAGUUAUCAAUAAUGAAUCAACAAAAUUUUUUUAUCCUUUUCUUAUUUGUAAUCUUGCAAUUAAUAAAAAUCAUGUUGAAAAUUUUUUAUACAAAAGCA